This is a messenger RNA of Drosophila hydei, 4134 nucleotides long. RefSeq names its product nidogen-2. Gene Ontology annotation, molecular function: calcium ion binding. The transcript is spliced from 10 exons. The record is from RefSeq and is a predicted model, not a curated record. The coding region runs from base 16 to 4092 and encodes 1358 amino acids. Gene Ontology annotation, biological process: cell-matrix adhesion. NCBI's taxonomy places the organism in Eukaryota, Metazoa, Arthropoda, Insecta, Diptera, Drosophilidae.
AAAUUGAACUUUGCAAUGAAAACUUUUAAUCGAAAAUUGUGGCGCCUGCUGCUGCCUUUGCUUCUUGGCCUCAGCCAGGUGAGCGGUCAGUUUGAGAACUACCUGGACAGCCUACACGCCGAGGAGCUAUAUGAAUACGUCGAGGGCAGUGGAAGCAUACAAUACUUGGCCAAGGGCAACAGCGAACAGGCGCUGUUGCAACUGGAGCAACCCAUUGGCUUCUAUGGCGAGAAAUAUGAACAGAUCUAUAUCAACACGAAUGGCAUUUUGACAUUUAACGUGGAGUUUACGGAGUACUUGAAUCAGCCCUUUCCGCUCGAGUAUCCCUCAAUAGCGGCCUUCUACUCGAACGUCGAUACCAGCAACAGCGACGACGACAGCUCCAUUUCGCUCUUCGAGUCGAGGGAUCCUCAGUCGCUGAAUCGCGCUCAGUUGCUGGUGCGCUACGCCUACAGCGAUUGGACGGAGUUCGAGGCGAGGCAACUGAUUGUCGCCACGUGGCGCAACGUGGGCUACUUUAACUCCAAGACGGACAGACGGAACACCUUUCAGGUGGUUUUGAUUGUCGGCGACUCGCAGACCUUCGUCCAGUUCAUCUACCCACAGGGCGGACUCAACUGGCUGCAGGGCGAGGCCGGCGAGUUUGGCUUGCCCGACAUACGCGCCCAGGCGGGCUUUGUGGCUGAGGAUGGACGCUACUACAAUCUGAAUGGCUCGGGAUCGGAGAACGCGCGUUUCCUUAGCGACAGCACCAACUUGGGCGUGGCCGGCGUCUGGCUCUACCAGGUGGCGCCGUUGGCUGUCGACGAGAAUGCGCUGGCGCCCAACAACGUGGAGACACGCACCGAGUCGCCGGCACUCGCGCAAAGCUGCAAUGGCAAUGGCCAUCAAUGCGAUAGCCAUGCUCAAUGCUACGACAAGUCCGAGGGCUACUGCUGCGUGUGUGAUCCGGGCUUCUAUGGCAACGGACGCUCGUGCCUGGCCAACGAUCUGCCCAUGCGUGUAACCGGCUCACUGUCGGGCCAGCUGAAUGGCCAGGCCAUCAGCGAAGAGGCCAAGCUGCAGUCCUACGUGGUCACUACAGAUGCGCGCAUCUAUACGACCAUCAAUCCCGUGAGUGGCGAGCAGGCGGCGCAGCUGCGCUUGGUGCUGCCGCUGCUGACAACCGUGGGCUGGCUGUUCGCCAAGUCCGUCAAUGGAGCCGCGAACGGCUAUCAGCUGACUGGCGGCAACUAUCAGCACAUCUCACGCAUACAGUACGAGACGGGCGAGAUGCUGUUGGUGAAUCAGACCUUCGAGGGCUUGAACUACUGGGAUCAGCUCACUGUGAAGAUUGAGCUGACGGGCUCUGUGCCACGCGUGGCGGCAGAAGCGGCACUGCAUCUACCUGACUACACAGACGAGUAUCGCUUUGUGCGUCCUGGCGAGCUGCACUCGCUGCAGUCGUAUCAACUGGAGCUGGCCGAGGAGAAGCGCGUGAUUGGCUUCCAGGUGGAUCAGCGCAUACUCUACCAGAGCUGCCUGCGCGACGACGAUGCCGAUCCAACAGAUCGCAGCGUACUGCAGAAGGUGUCCAAGAUUACGCUCGACUACUUCGAACGGGAUCAGGCGCUGCGCACCAGCGCCCUGAGCAAGAUCGGCGUUGAUGCCGAGUCGAAUGCCUGCACCGAUGGCAGCGUUCAGUGUGGCGAGAACGCCAUCUGUGUGCCCUACGAGGAUACCUAUCGCUGCGACUGCCAUCAUGGCUACUCCGCCCAGGUGGACGAACGUGGCGCCGAGAUCUGCAUCGAUGUGGAUGAAUGUGCGCUGGGCACUCAUGUCUGCGAUGAGAAUGCGCUGUGCUCCAAUAACGAGGGCGGCUUCAGUUGCGUCUGCGUCGAUGGCUACGAAGGCAAUGGCUAUCGCUGUCUGCGCAAUAACACGGCCGACAACAUAGAAUACUCUACGCCAUCCGAGACGCCAGUUGACAGUCAGCAGGGCUAUCCGACUGAGGAGGAACAGCAGCAGCCACGCCCACAGCCGGAGCAGCCGGACGAGCAUGACGACUAUCAGCCCAAUCAGGGCAAUGGACAACAUCUGGAUGAGUGCUAUAGUUGUUCGCCAGAUGCCGAUUGUUAUGAGGGUCGCUGCGGCUGCCGCGAAGGCUUUUCCGGCGAUGGCUACAGUUGCGUGAAUAUUUGCGGUCACGAUGAGGUGUUCGAGCACGGACGCUGUGUGCCCAUUCUGCUGGACGAUCAUGAGGUGGAGCCAAGAUGCAAUAUUCUCGGUGACUGCACCUGCCCCGCGGGCUAUGAGCUGAGCGAGGAGAGCCGCACGUGUCGCUUUGCCGGCGGCUAUGAGGUGGACAAUAGCGAGGAUCUGCUGCCCUGCGAUGUGGACUCCAACUGCCAUAUUAAUGCGCGUUGCGCCUGGUGGGAGAACCAGCUGCGACACAUCUGCACCUGCAAUGCAGGCUACAGCGGUGAUGGCUACAACUGCGAUCCCAUCGAGGACUCCUGUGCGAUUACUCUGAUCUACGUGCAUCAAUUGUUACAGAAACCGGAAAUCUGCGAUGCACAUGCCACCUGCGGCUACAACGAAGAGCUGGGUAAAUCGGAAUGCAUCUGCCAGCGAGGCUACCAAGGCGACGGCCACAACUGCCAGCUGGCUCCGGAGUGCCAUGCAGCAGAGCAAUGCGGGGAGAAUGCCUAUUGCGAUGGCGGCGUCUGUCUGUGCAACGCCGGCUACGAACGGGAUGUGAGCGAUCGUUGCGUGCCCACUGGACGCUGCGGUUCAGUCUUUUGCGGAUCCAAUGCCAUUUGCAAGUGGGAUGAGGCACUGAGCGUUCAGUUUUGCGAUUGCAUCGAUGGCUAUCAAGGUGACGCACUUACGGGCUGUAUUAGCAUACCCAUACCCUGUAACUUGCGCAACAACUGCGGCAUACACGCCACCUGCGAGCCCACAGAGGAUCCCGCCAAUUACACUUGCCAGUGUAAUGCUGGGUAUCGCGGCGACGGCUACGUUUGCAUCGAGGAGCAGAACUGUUUGAGCAAUCCCACCAUGUGCGACAUGAACGCUAAAUGCCAUUCGACAAACUCGGGCUUAGUCUGUGUUUGCAAUCCAGGUUUCUACGGCAAUGGCUCAGUUUGCUUGGAGCGCCAACAGCAUGACUCCAACUUCCUUAUUGUCAGCCAGGGCGUGGUCCUCGUGCGUGUGCCUCUGAAUGGACGCAAUGUGCAGCCUAUUAAGGUGGCCUCGAUGGCCAUUGGCUUGGACAAGGACUGUGUAGAGGGACGCAUCUACUGGGGCGAUAUAUCAGCCAGAAAAAUCAUCAGUUCCAAAUACGAUGGCACCGAUGAGCGCGUCUUCAUCAGCACAGACAUUGAAUCGCCAGAGGGCAUUGCCAUUGAUGUCAUUUCCCGUCGUUUGUACUGGACGGAUUCGGAGAAGGACACUAUUGAGGUGGCCAGCCUGGACAACUCGUCGUUGCGCGCUGUCAUCAUCAACAAGGAUCUGGUGAAUCCACGUGGCAUUGCCGUGGAUCCCUACAGAGAGAAACUCUACUGGUCCGACUGGGAUCGGUCGAACCCAAAGAUAGAGUACUCUGAUUUGGAUGGCACAGGUCGCGAGCUGCUGCUGGGCGCCAAUGAUGUCAAGCUGCCCAAUUCUCUGGUGGUGCUGGAGCACAGCGGCGAGCUCUGCUAUGCGGAUGCGGGCACCAGAAAGGUGGAGUGCAUCAAUGCACAGAGCCGUCAAACGCGCACCAUAUCCCAGGAGUUGUCCUAUCCAUUCGGCUUGACCUUUACGCACGAUCAAUUCUACUGGACCGACUGGACAACCAAGAAGCUGGAGAGCGUGGACAGCGCGGGCGUACGCCAGAAGCCCAUUCAGACGACCUUCUUUGGCAGCCACAAGCUGUACGGCAUGACCGCCGUGGAGCAGAAUUGCCCGCAAUACUCCAGCCAGUGCCAGAUCAACAACGGCGGCUGCACCGAUUCACGCCUCUGUCUGGUCAAUCGGAAGUCGCCCUCUGGCAAGAGCUGCAAGUGCACCAGCGCCUCCACCGGCUGCACUGUGGCCUCGCCCUACGACUUUGCUGCGCCACGCAAAUGAAGCAGCCCCAAAGAAGGGUCUACAAUUAAAUUAGUGAAAAAC